GGGUGCUUGUUAACACGUUGGCUUGACGUGAAAACAGAUGACAAUGAUGUUGAUGUAGAGCCGUGUUGUAUUUUGUACUUGCGUGCGACAGUGUAAAUACACCUUCCCCGGACCACUACUGAAAAUGCAAAAAAUUUGUAAUAUAGUUCGUGUGUUUUAAUGACUUAUUGAUAAACUUAUAUGGAGACUGUUGUGUUUAUUGGAUAACCAGCGCGAUUUGUAUUGUAAAUGCAGUAUCGAACUACAGUUACCUCGUUAGUAAUUGGAGAGUGAUUUGUUAAACUUUACAAGAGAAAGAAAAGAAAAUGGAUAUCACGUCGUUAUUUAAAGCCUGCGUCAAAACUGUACGGACAAAAAAUAAAGCGUUUGGAAUAGCCAUUGACAAGUCACGAAUUUUGCCUCGGCAUUCAGAGAAGAGCGAUUAUACAAUUAAGGUGAAGGAGCUGAUGGAACAAAUCACGCGCUUAAGACUUUUCUUGUUAAAACACAGAAAAGCAUACUUAAAUUUUACGAGUCAUUUAUGCGAUUCGCCAAGAAUGACGGAUGAGGAGCGUGAUGAGAUCGAGGUUGGUGCUGAACGCAUCAUUGGCAACUCUUCGUACCUGAUCACCAAACUGAAACGCGAGUGGAAAAACAAUGUUGGUCCAUCGCAGUUAAUGGAGCAUCACCGAAUCGCGUUAGACCUAGUGGAAACAUAUUUGAAGGCUGUGUGUGAGAUUUACUCUGAACAGAAGCUUAUGAGGGUCCGACGGACAGUGGAACACAAGAAACUGUCAAAAUUGGAACCAGAACGUGUGUUUACCUCUCCCAUAACAUCAGCUUCAUAUUCACUAGUGCGGACGCAGCUAUCAGAUGACACAGAGUCAGCACAAGCACGUGAUCUUGCAGCACCCAUUGAGAGCAUUAACGAAGAAAGUUUUGAGAACUAUAAUGCUGACCUGAGUGUAGAAGAACUUCAGAUAUUUCAGAGGGAAAACUUGCAGCUGUACAAUGAACUAAACACUUUGGCAGAUGAAAUACGGCAAAUUCAGAGCAGAGUAGUGCGGAUUGCAGAGCUCCAGGAUGUGUUUACAGAAAAGGUGCUCCAGCAGGAAGAAGAAAUUGAACGCAUUUCAACAACUGUGAUUGGGUCUACAGAGAAUGUGAAGGAAGGAAAUGAACAGCUACAUCAGCUCAUGCAAAAGAGUGCAGGUCUUCGUGCAUGGGCACUGUUCUUUUUCAUUGUCAUGUCCUUCUCCCUGUUGUUUCUGCACUGGUACCAUGACUGACUGUUGUUGCUAUUCUAUGAGUUUAUUGCGGUUUGGCACUUGGACAGGAAGAAGCAUGGAAGAUGUGUGGUAUAUUUCACCCUUUAUUCAAGGAAGAUUGCAUACCAUCUACACACUUUCAUCAUACGAAAUGUUAAUAAUUGAUGAAACCAAUACUGAUGUUUACAAAUAUAUGCAUUUGAAUACCUCAUGUUUAUAUUCUGUAUGUCAAGAAGCUGUUACUUAUUUCUCAGUGCAUAUAUAUUUUGUGGUAACAAUGCUCAAAUUUGUGGUUCUUGUAUUUUGAAAUGACACUUAGUGUUUCUCUUGGUUUUAUACUUGUGGAAUUAUUGAAUAAUUCAUUUUGAAGAAAUGUACAUUUUUGGAGUGUAACUUUUGCUGUUUUUUCUAAAUACUUAUUCAGAAUUCUGUACUUUAGGUAAUUUUCUGUUUGUCUUUUUACACUGUAUUACACCAGUUACAAGGACAACCUCUUAACAGAAAAGUGUUAUCUCAUGAGAUGUCGUAGGCCACAAUAGUAUCAAUGAAUUAUUAAUAAUAAUAAUAAUAAUAAUAAUAAGGGAAGAAACUGAAGCAUAUUUAUGUUCCAGAUGUUAAUCUUUCUGAUCAGAAAAUGUAAUUAAUUUAAGCCUCUGCUUCUCUGUAAUUCAAUGCCUUUCUCUUAUUGUGCGGAACAUGUACCUGACAGCUUAAGAGUAUUGUUUAUGUCUGAAAGAAUCAUCAGCAGUGGUUUCUUAGUGUCAUAGCAAACAUAAUCUACAUCAUUUGAUUCAGGUACAGGAGACAUGUCAAAACUGUGGUAAAAUUUCACUAUGAACAUAGAAUAGCUGAUGUUAACAGCAUCAUAAUAAAGUUUUAAACAUG
Messenger RNA from Schistocerca americana (American grasshopper), 2132 nucleotides. RefSeq names its product syntaxin-18 (gene Syx18). The record is from RefSeq and is a predicted model, not a curated record. The transcript is spliced from 3 exons. NCBI's taxonomy places the organism in Eukaryota, Metazoa, Arthropoda, Insecta, Orthoptera, Acrididae. Gene Ontology annotation, biological process: intracellular protein transport; retrograde vesicle-mediated transport, Golgi to endoplasmic reticulum. The coding region runs from base 306 to 1268 and encodes 320 amino acids. Gene Ontology annotation, cellular component: endoplasmic reticulum; SNARE complex; membrane. Gene Ontology annotation, molecular function: SNAP receptor activity.